Puntigrus tetrazona (Sumatra barb) is the source of this 1032-nucleotide messenger RNA. RefSeq names its product glutathione S-transferase A-like. The coding region runs from base 115 to 795 and encodes 226 amino acids. The record is from RefSeq and is a predicted model, not a curated record. The transcript is spliced from 6 exons. NCBI's taxonomy places the organism in Eukaryota, Metazoa, Chordata, Actinopteri, Cypriniformes, Cyprinidae.
GGUGUCUUGAACGCGGGGCAGAGUCAGAGUGACGCAGCAUAACUUGUGGCUCAUUUAUACCCACGAUCGCGUGUCAACAGGUCUUAUUUCAGAGUUAAAGCUCCGUUAUCGGUCAUGGCGCACAACAUGAUGCUGUACUGGGGCUCCGGUUCUCCUCCGUGCUGGAGAGUCAUGAUCGCUCUGGAGGAGAAGAUGCUGCAGGGAUACAAACACAAGCUUCUGUCGUUUGAGAAGAACGAGCACAAGUGUGAAGAAGUGAAAGCUCUCAACCCCAGAGCUCAGGUUCCGACUUUCAAACACGGAGAUAUCGUCGUGAACGAGUCGUUCGCCGCGUGCCUUUAUCUGGAGAGCACGUUUAAGUCUCAAGGCACCCGUCUGAUCCCAGACGACCCGGCCGAACAAGCGCUCGUCUAUCAGCGAGUAUUUGAGACCAACAACCUGCAGCAGAAGAUGUAUGAAGUGGCUUUCUACGGGAUGUAUGUUCCUGAAGGAGAGAGAAACGAAUCGGCUCUGAAGAGGAAUAAAGAGAAUUUAAUCGCCGAGCUCAAGCUGUGGGACGGAUACCUGGAGAAGAUGGGUAAAGGCUCGUUCCUCGCCGGUAAGAACUUCACCAUGGCUGAUGUGGUUUGUUUCCCCGUCAUCGCGUAUUUCCCACGACUUCACUGUCCUCCAGAGCGGUGUCCUAGACUGAUGGAGUACUACGAGAUGAUAAAAGACCGUCCCAGCAUUAAAGCCAGCUGGCCUCCUCAUUGGCUGGAGAAACCUGAGGGUCAAGACAUGCUUAAGAACCUGUGAAGAAUGUCCGAAACAGACCAGCAACAUAAAAACCACAUUCCUAAUGUUUCAUGUCCCUGUAUUAAAUCACGGAAUCACAGUUUAAUUGUCAUCUUUAAUCUUCAAUCUUUCUUUGUGAACUAAUUUUUUAAUAUAAAGUUGAUUAUUGUUGUAUUAACAUGAACACUUCUAUUGCUGUUUGGUGUUAUAAAGUUCUAUCCUUUUCAUUCCAAAUAAAAACAUAUUUACUCUGUUUUA